This is a messenger RNA of Protopolystoma xenopodis, 399 nucleotides long. The record is from the annotation of a GenBank genome assembly. NCBI's taxonomy places the organism in Eukaryota, Metazoa, Platyhelminthes, Monogenea, Polystomatidea, Polystomatidae.
AUGACAGCUUCAGCCUGCCUUAAACUAGGAAAGCUCUCUUCCGCUGAGUCCUUGCUUAAAAGUAUCCUCACACCUCCGCAAUCACAGUCACCUCCCAGGACUUCCACCAACGACCGAAUUCCAUCCCAUACUUAUGAUGCUACAGCUUUUACUAGCAUGACCUCAAAGUUCCAAAUGACCUCAAGAAGUGGCCAAAUUGGUAGUGGUGUUGAGCGUGGCCUGCUUGCUAGGCCACCAAGAACCACGGGCUCAGGGAUUAGUGUCCCGCCUCCUUUAUGGAUGGUGGCGGAAAUGCGAAAGACAGCAGCUGAUACUCACCCCGAUUCGAAUUCCGAGUCACACGGUCUGCCUUUCAUUGACUUGACUGUAUGGGCUGAGCAUUCGGGAAUUGAUGUGUAA